Arctia plantaginis is the source of this 1167-nucleotide messenger RNA. The record is from the annotation of a GenBank genome assembly. NCBI's taxonomy places the organism in Eukaryota, Metazoa, Arthropoda, Insecta, Lepidoptera, Erebidae.
AUGCGAUGUCGCACACUACGUACUCCUGGGAACAUCCUGGUGGCCAAUCUCGCUCUCAGCGACUUUUUAAUGCUUUCCAAAACACCGAUAUUCAUUUUCAAUUCCUUUAAUCUUGGACCAGCACUAGGAAAAACCGGUUGCGUGAUUUACGGGUUCAUAGGGGGUCUGACAGGAACCACAUCAAUCGCAACAUUAUCAGCAAUUGCGCUGGACCGCUACUGGGCUGUCGUUCGACCGCUGGAACCGUUAAGAGCUUUGACAGCAAUACGGGCUCGUUUGUUAGCUAUCGGUGCCUGGAUAUAUGCCUGCAUUUUUUCUAUUAUACCUGCAUUGAACAUUGGAUAUGGACAAUAUGUUCCUGAAGGCUGUUUAACCAGUUGUAGUUUUGACUACUUAACUGAAGAUUUUUCUCCUCGCUUAUUCAUUUUUAUAUUUUUCUGUGCGGCUUGGCUAGCGCCUUUUUGUACGAUAUCAUUCUGUUACAUAAGUAUAUUUCGAGUUGUUGUAUGUAACAGAAAUAUGCCUUCAAAUAACCAAGAACAAAGAUUAUCUUCGAGACAUGUUAAAGAACGCACAAAACGAAAAGCAGAAAUCAAAUUAGCUUUCCUUGUGAUGGCUGUUAUCGCAUUAUUCUUUAUAUCUUGGACACCAUACGCUGUAGUUGCCUUAUUGGGCAUAACAGGUCGAAAAGAACUCCUUACGCCAAUUACAUCGAUGGUACCGGCAUUAUUUUGUAAAACUGCAGCCUGUAUAAAUCCAUUCAUUUAUGUUAUAACGCAUCCAAAAUUUCGUAAGGAGUUUAAAAAAAUGAUAUGCGGGAAUAAAUCGAAACAUAGAACCGGUACUAUUAAAACGAUCGGUUAUAGCACGGACGUAACAAAAAUUCACAGACCAAGUAAAGAUUUGAGCGACACAGACGUCGAAGUCGUCGAAAUGAAAGAUAUUCCUUAUCAAACUCAGGAGAAAAGUGGCGGCAGGAUGCAGACGAUCUCUGCAAAGGUAGCAGAACGCCAGGACUCCCUAAAUAGUAUUAGCAUGAAGAGUUUUGAAGAAAGUGUUGUAAGCCCCCCUUCAUGGUAUUGCAAACCCCAGUUUGCUAAAAAGAAAAGUUUCCGCCAACAUUCUACGCGCAGUAAUAUAUCACAAAAUACUGAUCUCACAGGAUAA